Messenger RNA from Aspergillus ochraceoroseus IBT 24754, 1992 nucleotides. Its product is annotated as ferric reductase family protein. NCBI's taxonomy places the organism in Eukaryota, Fungi, Ascomycota, Eurotiomycetes, Eurotiales, Aspergillaceae. Gene Ontology annotation, biological process: intracellular iron ion homeostasis; iron ion transport; copper ion import. Gene Ontology annotation, cellular component: plasma membrane. Gene Ontology annotation, molecular function: ferric-chelate reductase activity. The transcript has a single exon. The record is from RefSeq and is a predicted model, not a curated record. Bases 1 to 1992 code for a protein of 663 amino acids.
AUGCUGCCCCCCCGUCAUAUUCAGGAUUUCUCCGAGGACUCUGCGCUGGAGUAUCACUGGGGGUAUAGCCCCCGGCAGGUCCCAUGUCUGAAUGAUGCGGGGUCCUGCGAGUACCUCGAUGCGGUCUACGACGCACACGAUGUUGGUAUGCUCUAUAGCUUCAUCCUAUGGGCGGUCAUCUUGGGAAUCCUUUUCCUGUGGGUGCUAGGCCGACAUCUUUUCCCUUUGACACGAGUGACUACUUCUUCCAAGGAACAGCUCCUGGAAGGCUCACGGCCCCGCCAAAAUGCAUUCUACCGCCUGGGAACCUCGGCCAAGGCAUUGGGCCGCCGGUAUCUGCUACCGGAGAGCUUCACCGGCCUGUUUGGGCACACCACCCGGCUACAGAUUUUGGUUCUUGUUAUCCUGACGGGAUAUCUGACCAUCUUCACCUUUGCCGGUAUUGUAUACAAGACGUGGGUCACUCCAGUGAAAAAUACCCCCGGCCUCUAUAAUACACGGACUGGGCUGGGACCUUGGUCUGAUCGCAUUGGCGUGUUCGCAUUUGCCCUCACUCCCUUGUCUGUGCUCCUCUCGAGCCGUGAAUCCCUGCUCUCUCUUGUCACUGGCAUUCCAUACCACCAUUUUAUGUUCUUGCAUCGUUGGCUGGGCUACCUUAUUUUCAUCCAGUCCGCUCUCCAUACCCUCGGUUGGACCAUCGUGGAAGCCCGGCUCUACCAGCCCCAGCCGACCGUAUGGGACGCAUUCAUCGCGCAGGUUUAUAUUAUCUGGGGGGUUGUGGCCAUGAUCUUCCUGUCGUUCCUCGUCGCCUUCAGUACCCAAUGGGGGAUCCGGCUGACUGGAUAUGAGUUCUUCCGCAAGGCACACUACGUCGUUGCCAUGCUGUAUAUCGGCGCUUGCUGGGGGCACUGGUCACAGCUAUCAUGCUGGAUGAUUGCGUCGCUUACCGUGUGGUUCUUCGAUCGAGGAGUUCGCCUUGCGCGGACCCUAGUACUCCACCACCGGAAUACUCCGCACACUACCUCUGCCUUUGGUCUGCAUAUCCCCAGAGCGCGCAUGGCAUUCUUUCCGCGCACCCACGACGGAGACGUGAUUCGUCUAGACUUUGACCAUAACCAUGACGAGUGGCAGAUCGGCCAACACUAUUUCCUAUGCUUCCCGGAGCUCAGCAUCUGGCAAAGCCACCCCAUGACGCCAUGCAAUGUCCCUGGACAGAAUCCCAAGACUCAAGACCACACAUAUAUCAUCCGCAGCAGAAAGGGGCUGACGAAGGGGUUGGCGGCUAUCGCACAGCAAAAGGAGAACGCAAGCACGUCCGUUGUUCUGUCCGGUCCCUACGGGCUGUCUAUCCUAGGGGAAGACUUCUAUCUGGAAGACGAUAUAAAUGUCCUUUGCGUAGCAGGCGGCACUGGGGUGACUUUCGUGCUCCCGGUGCUUCUGGCCCUCAUCGCCCAGCACCAGCCACGCCGCGGUAUCGUCGAACUCAUCUGGGCGAUUCGCCGAAAAGCCGACAUGGAAUGGAUCGAGUGCGAACUGCAACCCUUACGGAAAGCGGCAGCCGAAGUGUCCAAUUUCCGAAUUCGCAUCUUCGUUACCCGUGGCGAUGGAGAAGUUGAUACCUCUGCCGUGCCAAUCAGUCAGGAACCUGCGCGACUGGAGGAGUCCAAAGAAGCCCCGGUGGCAGGGGAGCGGCCCUCAUCGCUCUCUUCAUCGCCUUCCGAGAUGAAAGCAGAGACGUUCGCUAUUCACGAACUCUCAUCGUCUGCAUCCCUGGCUAGCGGCCACACAAGACAUCCUGACCUGGCGACGCAGGUGACGGAGUUUGUUUCUCGCACGGUAAGCGGCCCAACACGGGUUGUGGCCAGCGGUCCGUUAUCAAUGAUCCGGGACCUUCGAAGCGCAGUAGCCUCGUGUAACCAGCCUGGCCAUGUGUGGCGUGGUGAUGAGCGAUAUGACGUCCAGUUGAUUCAUGAUGACCGUCUAGAAUCCUGA